AUGAGGAUUUACGGAGAAUAUUUAUUUAAUGAAUCAGAUUUUAAAGAAGCAGGUUUAGCCUAUUUAUUAUCUGAUGACAAAGUUAAUGCGCUUGAAGCAUAUAAAAAAUGUGGAUUUUGGCGUGAAUCAUUUUCUAUAGCAUAUGAGUUAAAAUAUUCAGAAAAUGAAUUAUUUUCAUUGGCCAAAGAAUUUUCAGAAAUUUUAUCGGAAAAAAGAAGAUAUCAAGAAGCAGCACAGAUUUUAUUAGAUUAUGCAAAGCAAACUGAAGAAGCAAUAUUAUUGUUUAAUAAAGGUCAUCAUUGGUCUGAGGCUAUGCGUAUCUCACAUAUGUAUAAUCGUAUAGAUCUUAUUGAAACUGAUAUAAAACCAAGUGUGAUCGAAGGGUUUAAUAAUUUAUUACAAGAUGUUAAUUCUAUGCUAGAUCAAUUGAACCAUCAGACUGCUCGAUUAAAAGAAAUAAGAAUAACCAAACUUAAUCAAUCAGUGGAUCAAUUUUACGGUGAAGAAGUUUUAGAAGUUUCAGAUAAUGUUGAUGUGUUAUCUGAUACAAGUUCAAUGGUGAGUGGAUUUUCUCGAUAUACACAAUCAAUAACACAAUUAAGCGUUAAUACUAAUAAAAGCGGAAAAAGCGCAAAAAGUAGACGUAGAGCUGAAAGAAAACGUGCUAGAGGUAAAAAAGGAAGUAUAUAUGAAGAAGAAUAUCUUAUUGAUUCUUUGAAAAGAUUAAUUGAAAGGUUUAACAAUACCCAAG
Messenger RNA from Entrophospora sp. SA101, 751 nucleotides. The record is from the annotation of a GenBank genome assembly. NCBI's taxonomy places the organism in Eukaryota, Fungi, Glomeromycota, Glomeromycetes, Entrophosporales, Entrophosporaceae.